Messenger RNA from Vombatus ursinus (common wombat), 1269 nucleotides. It is a transcript of the gene LY6G6F, whose product is annotated as lymphocyte antigen 6 family member G6F. The record is from RefSeq and is a predicted model, not a curated record. The coding region runs from base 152 to 1063 and encodes 303 amino acids. Lineage: Eukaryota; Metazoa; Chordata; Mammalia; Diprotodontia; Vombatidae. The transcript has 6 exons.
AAUAGCUGUUAGUUUAUUAUUGCUUGUGUUCUCAUCCCCAUCGGAGUACCAUAUCAUCCAGGCCCCUGGAACUAUGGUCUGUUAUCUUGACCCUAUUUCCUCCUUAAGACACUCAUCUCCCUAUGAAAGCAUUCUUGUGUAGACACUUCCCAUGGCUUGCAUACUCCUCUGCUUCUUAUUUCUCCUACUCCCAUUCAUCCCUCAGAUCUCCUCAGAUCGUAUUCUGUCCACAUAUGUGGCCCUCAGGGAGACUGUGGAACUACCAUGCCCUGCACCUCCUACCUUGUAUGGAGAUGAAGUGCUAUCGUGGUUCCGAAGCCCGGUGUCUGGAUUCCCUACUAUCUUAGUGAUCCGUGUCCCCAUGGCUGACAAGGCUCCAGAGACUGAGACGACCUUGAGGGAAGUCAGGCUAAGUCUGCUGAGGAAUAAUUCCCUGUGGCUAGACGGGGCUAAGGAGGAGGAUGCAGGACGAUACUGGUGUGCUGUGCUUGGCAAAUAUUUCAAUUACCAGAACUGGAGGGUAUAUGACCUCUCGGUGAUCAGAGGCUUCCAGCUGUCAGCAAAGACUACUGAUGGUUCUGUCUGCUCAAUCCUGGUCUGUUCAGUGGUCUCAGCAGUUUUCCUGGACUCUGUGGCUUGGCUGGAAGGGAAGGGGAAAGUGAAGGGUAGGACGGAAACUUUCAUGGGGAAGAAUGCUUCCCUUCUCAUGGUGUGUCCUGUGCAGGGAACCUCAGAGUCCCGUAGCCGAAAGGCCAGGAGCAUUCGUUGCAUUUUCCCCCAGAACAAGGGCAUCAAUUUCAACCUGACAGCUGCAGCCUCCCCAGAUGCCCUUCCUGCCCACUGUGUGGUCUCACCAACCUGGGAUACCCAAAAGAUCCUGUUGCUGCUUUGUGUUCUGGGACAGGGAGUCACCAUCUUGGCCCUGGGAAUAGUUCUCUGGAGACGCCGGAACCAUGGGGCCCUUUACAGAGAUGAUUCCACUUCUCGUUUCAAACCAGAAAUCGAGGUUUAUGAAAAUAUCCACUUGACCAUCCCCAGCACACCUGCCCCCAGGACCAUGUGAUCUUGAUGAUGUUAUCUGCAAGGAGAAGGGAUCUGCAGAUCUCCUUGGAAACCCAGGAUGAAAUGAAGCUCCUGUUACCUCAUCAAAAACAUGGGGACUUGGGAGGCUGUACUGCCACUGUUCCUCUUGUCUCCUCUGGGGAGAACUGUUGGGGAGAGGGAAGAGGGGGAAAGGAUGUUUCACAAAUGAAAUUAUGUUGUCACCUA